This is a messenger RNA of Oldenlandia corymbosa var. corymbosa, 3303 nucleotides long. The record is from the annotation of a GenBank genome assembly. NCBI's taxonomy places the organism in Eukaryota, Viridiplantae, Streptophyta, Magnoliopsida, Gentianales, Rubiaceae.
AUGGCGAGCAAUGACGCAGAAGAACCUCCGAAGAAGCGUCCUCACCAUGAUUCUACGUCUCCCAAUAGCCCAAAACCGGUUGAUGCUGCACUUCUUCAGUACCAGAAUCAGAAACUAGUUCAGCAGUUAGAUUUACAGAAGCAGCAGUUGCUUGACCUUGAAGCCAAAAUAAAAGAAUUGAAAGACAAGCAAGCUUCUUAUGGUUCUGUAUUGACUACAGUAAAUCGACUAUGGAAUCAGUUAGAAGAUGAGCUAGUCCUUCUUGGAGUGCGAGCUGGAGCCAGUGAAAUUGCUCUGCAGAGUUUGGAUCAUAUAGAUCAACUAAGAGGCUCAGUUCCAUCUAGUUCCGCCGAGGAUAUUUUUCUUUCCCGGCUUCUGCAGUCUAAUUCUGUCGGAGUUACGGGUAGCGAUGGAUAUAUUGGAUCUGUUAAAGAACGUCUUUCACAACGUCGUUCUUUUGCAAGGGAGUUGAUGAAGUCCUUGGAAGAUGCUAUUGAAGCUCAGAGAGCUAAGAUGGAGAACAUUGGCCAUGCUUUCCAUGGGAAGCCAUUGGCAGAAGAUCCUGUAGUCAUAUUGGGGAAGAUUAAUGAUAUGAUGAGAGUGGAGGUUGAAAAUUUGCAGAAGGCAAUGGGUAUUAUUCAGAUGAAGCACAAAAAAUAUUCUGAUGAGAUUGAGACUUGUGUCCAGAAUAACACAGCAGAUCAAUCAGAGAUAAAGCAACUUCUUGGUGACCUGGAAGAAAGAAUGGCGGAACUUGAAGAUUGUAGAAGAAAACUUGUCAAUUUGAAGAUGCAAAAAGAUGGUCCAUCCAUUAAACCUGCCCCAGUCUCAAUUGUGGCGAAUGGGGAUGUUUCUCCGGAAAAACCUGGUGAAAAGACUAAACGCUUACGAAUCCUAAAGGAUUCUCUUGAGGAGACAAAGGUACUGGCAGAAGACCGUCAAGCUGAGGUUCAAGAAAUGCAGGAAGACAAUUUCAUCCUGUUGAAGCAGUUGCAAGACCUCGAGAAUGAACUGAAGGAAGAUAAAUAUGUGUAUUCUUCUAGACCUUACACUUUAUUGAAUGAUCAGCUCCAGCACUGGAAUGGUGAGGUAGAGAGGUACAGACUCAUGGCAGAUUCUGUACAGGCGGAGAGGUCUUUCAUUGCAAGGAAGGAGAAGGAACUUACAAUGAAAAUAGAGUCUGCUGAAGCUUUGAGAAAGGUGGUUGAAAAUUCAGAAACAAAAAUUGACGAGCUAGAGAUUCAGCUUCAAAAGUCAGUUCUUGAGAAAAAUGAGCUUGAAAUAAAUUUGGAAGAAGCUUUACAGGAUUCUGGUAGGAAAGAUGUCAAAGCAGAAUUUCAGAUCAUGGCUUCUGCUUUGUCAAAGGAGAUGGGAAUGAUGGAAGCUCAGCUAAAUCGGUGGAAGGAGACAGCUGAAGAGUCCAGUUCCUUACAUGAAGAAGUUCAAUCACUCAAGGCCUUAGUUGACAGCAAGACUAUUGAAGAGAAAGACUUGGCUGAUAAGUGUGCGCAACAGAUGGUGUUGAUCAAGUCUUUAAAGGCAUAUGUUGAGAAGACGCAGAAGGAAACAGAACAGCUUGAAAUACAUGUGGAUAUGCUUAGUCAGCAACUAUAUGAAAACAGGGAUUUGAAGGAAAUCAGAGAGUCUGAGCAAAAAGCUCGAGCGCAAGCUGAAAUCCUGAAAAAUGCUUUAGAUGAACAUAACCUCGAGUUGAGGGUGAAAACUGCUAAGGAAGCAGAAGCAGCUUGUGAGGAGAGGCUUGCCACAGCUGCUUCAGAGAAAGCUAAUUUAAGGGCUGAAGUAGAUGCUUGUGACAGAGAUGUCUUAAAACUCCGAGAGGCAAUUAAAAUCAAAGAAGCAGAAGCUGAAGCAUAUAUUUCUGAAAUUGAGACUAUUGGUCAAGCAUAUGAAGAUAUGCAGAUGCAAAAUCAGCGUUUGCUGCAGCAGGUGGCUGAAAGAGAUGAUUACAAUAUCAAGCUAGUAUCAGAGAGUGUAAAGGCAAAGCAGGCACAUGGUACAUUAUUGUCUGAAAAGCAGGUGCUAGCAAAGCAACUACAACGAGUUAAUACGACACUGGAGUCUUUAAAACAGAAAAUCUCUGAAUGGGAAGAGCAGAUGAAAGGUUGCUUUGAAGAGGCUUCAAGGUACACAGAAGAAGAUAGACAGCUUGCAGCAGACUUAGAAACUUCGAAAAGGGAGUUGGUGGAUGCUGAGAAGGAAGUGAAGUGGCUAAAAUCUGCUGUUGCUUCAUCUGAAAAGGAAAACGAACAGAUUGAGAGAAAGAAAGCUGAACUCCUUGUUGACUUGGAGAGUGAGAGAUCUGCCAGAAAGAAAAUCCAGGAAGAGAUAGCAACGCUGAACCAAACUAUCACUGACAUGACUGCCGAAAGUGAGGAGGCUGAAAUCCAGAGACUUCAAGAUGAGAUUAAGGAGUGCAAAGCUAUUCUCAAAUGUGGCGUGUGUUUUGAUCGGCCAAAGGAGGUUCUAAUUGCAAAGUGCUAUCAUUUGUUCUGCAAUCCAUGCAUCCAGAGGAAUAUAGAGAUACGCCAUCGCAAGUGUCCUGCUUGUGGAACUGCAUUUGGGCAAAGCGACAUCAAGAAUCAGACCUCAAAGACUUCAUCUUUACUGCCCAAUAAGACCCUUUUUCUUCCCAGCCUUGAUUCCAAGUUUCAUUCCAGUUUGAGUCCUAAAUCCGGAAGGGGCGCACUUUUUUCUAGUGGGAAUGGAGUUGCUUCUUCUACUCGAUCAAGGACGAUAAACGCUACUUUGCUUGAGGCUCCUGUUUUGUGGGCUGGUCGAGUUUGCAUCUUUUAUGCCCUUUUGAAGGCUGGAUUAGCUGGAUCUCCUUCAAGCCCUCUUAUCCCUUCAGAUUUGGAAACUGAAAGUGACGACUUGGGGUUUUCUCAGUGGUUUGAGAAGUUUCGAGCUAAUCCAGAUAAGGAAGCAACUGAGAGGAGGAAACUAGUGAGUAAAUGGCACCCAACAACAAAAGGUACUCUAAAGCGCAACUACAGGGUGCCAUCGAAAUCUGAAGGGCGUCGUCUGCUUAAGGCCAUUGCUUCAUUACUGUCAGAUGAUGAUCACUUCAGAGACGCUGCUUCUCACAAGGGUUGUCAAAUCAAAAGGCAGAAUGCUCAUGGAGAAAGUGUUUGUUGCAACAACGUUCGGGCCUUGUUUGAUGAACUUCCUACUCCACACCUGACCAUAGAAAUUACAGCUUUUCCAGCUGGUCCUCUUUCAGAAAAUGACUACCUGAAAGCUGAGAAAUUGGAGAGGAUUCUGAGAUCUGGUCUUUCUGGUUGA